Amborella trichopoda is the source of this 1014-nucleotide messenger RNA. Its product is annotated as auxin-responsive protein SAUR50. Lineage: Eukaryota; Viridiplantae; Streptophyta; Magnoliopsida; Amborellales; Amborellaceae. The record is from RefSeq and is a predicted model, not a curated record. Gene Ontology annotation, biological process: response to auxin.
GGUUAUGCCCCUCUCUCUCCAAGAGAUGGGAUCAAAAUAUGUCAUAAGGGAACUUCCACCUGCCCUUUUCAGUAUAAGUAUGCCGUCACUCAAGUGUUUCUCUCAACCAAAAUUCAAACCUCAGUCCUCUGUUUCUCACUGUAGCUUUGAGAUUUCUCUUUUCUUUCCGGAAUAUAACUCGAGGAAAGAUGGGUAUGAAGAAGGGUGAGUUUGCAACAGUAAAGAAGCAAAUUGUGAAUUGGUUUAGUACUGCACAAGCAGCUCCUGAUGUUCCAAAGGGUCACUUUGCAGUUUAUGUAGGUGAGAAUAGAAGGCGUUUUGUCAUACCGACCUCGUACUUAAAAACUUCACUCUUUCAAAGCUUGCUUCAAAGAGCAGAGGAGGAAUUUGGCUUUGAACAUGAUAUGGGCAUCACUAUACCAUGCAAAGAGGAGCACUUCUUGGCCCUAAUCUCUUCCUUGAGAUGCUAAGCUAGGUUGAGGGAGUUUUUAGCCCUCUAAGAGAGAGUACGUGUCACUGACAGAGCGAGAGACGUGUUAUCAGCCAUGAGCAUGUUAGAGAAACAUGCUUGCUCUGCAAUGCGCUACCCCAAGUUUUAGAUCAGUCAGGCUAGACAGUACUAAGAGCAUCUGAGACUCCUCGCCAUUAGAGAGAGUAAAAAGAGGGCCCCACUGAUGCAUUCGCCUAAAGGAUUUAUCAAAAGAACACUAUUAUUAGUAUGAGCAGUGCACAUGCUAGAAGAGUGCUUUGCACUUAAGCAAGCACACAACCCAUGGGGUUCAUUUGUAGUUGGAAGAUGCCUUGUGGUAAAUAAAUUGGAUGGAGCUCAUGUAAAUAGAAGAAUGCACAAAAUCAUGUUCUAGCUUCUCCAUGUGUGAAUAGCCAUGGAGCACCACAAGGAAACAUAGUCCAUUUCAAUGUAUUUCCUAUCCUGCAUAUAAAUGUCUGGUUUAUUAGUAUGUUUCCUCUGACUUUUGAAUCUGUUUGUUCAUUUCCUCUUGAAUAUAAGUGCUA